This is a messenger RNA of Cannabis sativa, 1383 nucleotides long. Its product is annotated as protein neprosin-like. The coding region runs from base 116 to 1279 and encodes 387 amino acids. The record is from RefSeq and is a predicted model, not a curated record. NCBI's taxonomy places the organism in Eukaryota, Viridiplantae, Streptophyta, Magnoliopsida, Rosales, Cannabaceae. The transcript is spliced from 8 exons.
GACCUAGCUACAUAAUAAUCAUUCUCUAUAUAAACUCAUUUAUCCAAUUCAUCUAUUGAAACCUCUCAUAAUAUAUUACGCUACCUAUUAACUGAUAAAAAAUUUUGACAUAAAUAUGGGUAUGAGGGGAUUUUCGAUGGUUGUAAUUGUGUUGUGUACAUUUUUAUGUUAUUGCGAAUCUCAAGAACAACCAGUAGAAUUAUCAAGAAAUGAACUUCUAGAAAUAGAGAAUCAACUUGAGCGACUGAACAAAUCAUCAAUCAAGAUUAUAAAAACACAAUAUGGAGAUAUUUAUGAUUGUAUUAAUUUUUACGAACAACCAGCAUUUGAUCAUCCUUUAUUGAAGAAUCACAAAUAUGAUUUUCAGAUGCGACCUUCUUCUCAUCCCAAAUUGAUGGUUAGGGAAGACAAGCCUCCAAAGAAUGUGAAAGAAGUAUCAAUAAAGGGUGAAAAAUGUCCAACUGGGUAUGUUCCAAUAAGAAGAACUACUAAGGAAGAUCUGAUCAGAGCCAAACUAUUUACAAAGUCUUAUACCUCAAGAAUUAAUUCUCCUCCUACUUUUCAUCAUGCACUUGUUUACACAUCUGAUUCAACCAAGAAAUACAAUGGAGGUGGAACAUUUGCAAGUUUUUACACACUAUAUAAUGUCACUGGCUCACAAUAUACUUUUGGUCGAAUCAAAUUACAAAAUGGACUAGAUAUCAUUCAAGCUGGUUGGGGAGUAAAUCCUAGUGUAUACGGGGAUAAUCAAACUCGGAUCUUCAUAUAUUUUCAGGCUGGCGAAGUAUCUUGUUUCAACACAGUGUGUCCAGGGUUCGUUUUGGUUGAUCCCCAACCUAUGAUUGAAAUGACUCUAAGAGAAACUCAUCCUGGUACUUUACCUACAUGGGAAAUUGGUAUCAAUAUUUAUCGGGAUCAAAUUACUGGAAAUUGGUGGCCUCAACUUGGAAAGAAUCGUGAUCAAAUUGGAUAUUGGCCAUCAAGCAUAUUUAGUGGUGGAUUGAAAGACUUGGCUACAUAUAUUGAUUGGGGAGGAGAAACUUACAGUCCACUUGGUCAAAUCGGUCCUCCAAUGGGCUCUGGUUUACUUCUAAAACAAGAUACUCGUUAUGACGCAUUUUGUAGAUUUUUAACAACUAUAAAUGAGGGGCACAUACAAGAAGAUGCUAAAAAUACAAAAAUUUCUUCUAUCGACAUUGACUUUUAUUUAGUUAAAGAUUGGGGAUUUCAUCGUAACUUUGGACAUGUCAUGACAUAUGGUGGCCCUGGUCCUAGAUAAUUUCUUUACAUUGUAUUACCCACCAAAAUAACAUUUUAAUGAGAAAAAAAUAAAUAUAUUAAUAUUUGUGCUUUUGAUAGAGUUGAUUAUAAAAUAUAAUAUUA